Molecule: messenger RNA, 438 nt
Organism: Dermacentor albipictus
Lineage: Eukaryota; Metazoa; Arthropoda; Arachnida; Ixodida; Ixodidae
Source: RefSeq, a predicted model, not a curated record
AUGGCGAUGCAGGAAUUGCGGCGGCUCAACUGGGCUCACGGCGCGACUCCCCAGUCGGGCUUCUUCGCCCCACUAGUCGUCGCUUUUUGCAUGCUGGUGCUGCUGUUAUCCGCGGCAGCACGCCCGUGCAGCGUGACGCUUGGAUCUCGCGAACUUGUCACCGCACUACAGUUGGCAGGUGGCGUUCAGGUGGAGAAAUUGCUGGCAACUUUCGCAAAGCUAGGCCCGCCUGCAGCAAGCAACACCCUCUCGCCUCCUCCUCCUCCUCCUCCGUGCAUUGUAGCGUACGUAACAGAUUAUGAUGAGGAUGAUGAGGAGGAUGACGAUCAUGAUCAUGAAGAGGAGGAGGAGGAGGAGGAGGAGGAGGAGGAGGAGGAGGAGGAGGAGGAGGAGGACGAGGAGUAUUUUGAUGAUUAUGUCAAAAAAUUUGGAAGCUGA